This is a messenger RNA of Pseudonaja textilis, 3393 nucleotides long. The record is from RefSeq and is a predicted model, not a curated record. Lineage: Eukaryota; Metazoa; Chordata; Lepidosauria; Squamata; Elapidae.
UCCUCCUCCUCCUCUUCCCCGGUUGAUGUUUCUACAGCUUCGCCAAACUCCGAGCGGGGCAUCUGAUCGAAACCCCGCCAGGAGCAGGAGCCAGGCCGGGUCCGCGGGCCGGCGUGCCGAGCGUGGGAUUUCUCUCUGGGCUCGCCUGCGCCUCCUGCGAGCUGCUGCGGGCUUCCGCCUGGCUUGCUUGCUUUCCAUGGCUUUUCUGAAUGGCUGACUGCGGGCUUCGUUGGAUCUGGCCCCCAGACCCCCGCCUCUGUUCUUGCAACUCGGGUCGGCUUCAAGAGAGAGAGGGAGGGAGAGAUCUUUGAAGGGAACCGCUCGCUCUCUCUCUCUCUCUCUCUCUCUCUCUCCCCCCCCCCCCCAGCCGUCCUCUUUUGUAUUAUUUUUUUAACUUUUCUUCCCCUUUUGCUAAGACAAUCGCCUCGCGCCUUCCUCCUCCUCGCCUGAUUUUUUUUUUCCUUUUUUCCUUUCUCCUCCCGUCCAUUCGUCCGCGUUCCCCCUUUCUCAACCCCACUUUCGGCUGCCUGCCUGCUGCGUGCGUGCGUGCGUGUCUGCUUCCCGCAUUUAUUUACUAUUUUGCCAUCGUAACUGGGGGGAGAAGAGCCGUGCGAUCUUUUCUACCAUCUCUCUCUCCACCCCCCCUCACCACCAGCACCCUUUCCACCCAAAGCGUUAAAUUAAACUGAACGAAAGGACCGGCAAAAGGAGAGUGGGGGAAGAAACCCAACCAGAGAGCGAGAGAGAGAGAGAGAGAGAGACGGGAAAAAAAUUAAAAGAAAACCGCCACCGUCGCCGUUUACAACGCGCUCCCUUCUCCUCCGGAGCAACUUCCAAACCAAGAAAACCAGAAUUAACUUUGCCAGCGUGACCUGCGAGAGAAAAAGGCUGGAGGGGGGAGAGCAAAUAGACUACAAAUAAAAGCGGAAAACCACCACCCCCCCUCCCUCUCUCUUUAGACCGCCACAGCUCGCUUCGGCUACCCAAGGACAGGCGCAACCGGCCGGAAAAGCGGAUCCGGCGGCCACAAGCAAGCGACGGGGGGCCGCGCGAUUUGGCCACGGUGUCCCUUAGAUAUGGCAAUGGUAGUGGCCACCUGGCGAGACCCGCAGGACGAUGUGACCGGCCCGCAAGGAACGCAGCCUCCGCAAGCUCCCCCGGUGCCGGGAGUUCCUACCGGCGCCCCCCAUACCCCACAGACGCCCGUCCAAGGAGGGCCCCCGAGCACACCAGCUCAAACCAACCCGGGCAGCCAGCAGAACCAAGGCGAGAAGCAACAGCAACAGCAGCACAUCGAAUGCGUGGUGUGCGGGGACAAAUCUAGCGGCAAACACUACGGGCAAUUUACGUGCGAAGGCUGCAAGAGUUUCUUCAAGCGGAGCGUCCGGAGGAACCUGAGCUACACGUGCCGCGCCAACCGGAACUGCCCCAUUGACCAACAUCACCGCAACCAAUGCCAAUAUUGUCGCCUCAAGAAAUGCCUGAAGGUUGGCAUGAGACGGGAAGUUUCUUUUUUAUUCACGGCAGCCGUCCAGAGGGGCAGAAUGCCACCUACACAGCCGACCCACGGCCAGUUCGCCUUAACCAACGGGGACCCCCUGAACUGUCAUUCGUACCUCUCCGGAUAUAUUUCCCUCUUGCUGCGCGCAGAGCCUUACCCGACCUCUCGCUUCGGCAGCCAGUGCAUGCAGCCGAACAACAUCAUGGGCAUCGAGAACAUUUGUGAGUUGGCCGCCCGGAUGCUUUUCAGCGCGGUGGAAUGGGCUCGGAACAUUCCUUUCUUCCCCGACCUCCAGAUCACCGACCAGGUGGCUCUGCUGAGGCUCACCUGGAGCGAGUUGUUUGUCCUCAACGCUGCCCAGUGCGCCAUGCCUCUCCACGUCGCCCCGCUCUUGGCCGCCGCCGGCCUCCACGCGUCGCCCAUGUCCGCCGACCGCGUGGUCGCCUUUAUGGACCACAUACGCAUUUUCCAGGAGCAGGUGGAGAAACUCAAAGCCCUACACGUGGACUCGGCGGAAUACAGCUGCUUGAAGGCGAUUGUCCUCUUCACCUCAGAUGCGUGUGGUCUAUCCGACGUAGCGCACGUUGAAAGUUUACAGGAGAAGUCUCAGUGCGCCUUGGAAGAAUACGUCAGGAGCCAGUAUCCAAACCAGCCCACCCGUUUUGGGAAACUGUUGUUACGCCUCCCCUCUCUUCGCACCGUCUCCUCCUCGGUCAUAGAGCAAUUGUUUUUCGUCCGUUUGGUAGGUAAAACCCCCAUAGAAACCCUUAUCAGAGAUAUGCUACUGUCUGGAAGCAGUUUUAACUGGCCGUAUAUGGCCAUCCAAUAAGAGAAAAAGGGGAGAGAAAAAAAAUAUGUUGGAGAGAGGAGGAGGAAAAAAAUAAUAAUUCCACAAAUCAGAGAAUUGGACAAAAGCAAAACAAAACACACACACACACACACACAAUGGAAAAAAAAUUGGAACAGAGGAAUCGCGAGUGACAUUUGGGUCUGGCGGUUGUGUAAACGUCCUUUCGGUUAAGCAAGGAUGUCACAUCUAAAAGAAGAGAGGAGAAUAAUUUGAAUGGACUAUGGAUUUUUUUUUAACAAAAGAGAGACUUGUUCAAUGGACUUUUUACACAAUGCAUUAAAAUUCCCUUGUCUUUCACAAGUUACUAUUUCUCUCUUUUUCUCUCUUUCGCUUGAAAAAAAACCUUUCUUUCUUUCUUUCUUUCUUUCUUUCUUUCUUUCUUUCUUUCUUUCUUUCUUUCUUUCUUUCGAGGGGGUGUUAAAACUUCGAAAUGCAACCUCUCACUAAAAGUGCAUUUUUUUAAAAACAAGCAAACCUGUAGAAAAUUAACAUAAUGGGGAAAAUUCCUCUUUCUUCCUGUCUAUUUCUCUCUCUGUUUCUGUCUCUCCUCUAUUGCCCCCCUCUCAUCCUCUCUCUCUCUCUCUCUCUCUCUCUCUCUCUCUCCAAAUUAUUGAUUUGUCCAACAUUGUCUGUGUACCUAUAGGAUUUUGUUUUGGGUUUUUUUUAAAAGAAAUCCUGGUUCCAAACCAGUUUAUUCUGUGGUUCUAUAAUAAUUUUGAUAUAAUCUUGGUUUCAUUUUUCUUUUCUUUUUUUUUUUAAAGAACUGUGUAUCCUUUAAAAAGUAUAUGUUCUGAAAGAAUUAAAACUGUCUUGGAAAGGUUUCUGAGAAGAACAUAAAAUUGGGAAUAAAGACACCCCCCCACCCCAAAAUAAUUCUAGAAAGAUGGAAGCGCACUUAAAUCCGGUCAGCCAAAAAUUUAGCUUCAAGCUACUACUACUAUAAUUAUAGCUUUUUUAUUAUUAUUAUUAAAGUGAACCACGAUCAACCUGCCUGUACCCCGUCUGAGGGGAGAUGUAUGUAUAUAUGUAUAUGUGUGUGUGU